CCGUGCGCCGGUAAAGUUUCGGGCCAGGAAGUUGAAUCGUUGGCUCGUUCGCGGAGCUGCUGGUCCCGUGUCAUGAAGUUGGUAACGUUUUUGUUCCUGAUCGGGUCCUGUCGGUUCGGGCUCUGCGCCAGGAAAAAUAUCGUGCUAAUACUAACGGAUGAUCAAGAUGUGGAACUGGGAGGAAUGACUCCCAUGAAGAAGACUCGAGCUUUAAUUGGUGAUGCAGGAGCUACCUUCACUAAUGCAUUUACUGUCACCCCACUUUGUUGCCCAAGUCGCAGUGCGAUUCUAACUGGGAAGUAUCCGCACAAUCACAUGGUGCGGAACAACUCGCUGAGUGGAAACUGCAGCAGUGUGGAAUGGCAGAAGGUCAUGGAGCCACAAGUCUUCUCUGCCUACUUGAAGCAAAAGGGAUACCAGACCUUCUAUGCAGGCAAAUACCUCAACCAGUAUGGGCACCCUGCAGUUGGUGGAACAGCUCACGUCCCCAUGGGCUGGGAUCAUUGGUAUGGACUGGUGGGAAACUCCAAGUACUACAACUACACGUUAUCUGUGAAUGGUGCUGCGGAAAAGCACAGUAGCAACUACCAAAAGGACUAUCUGACUGACCUCAUAGCAAACCGCUCCGUGGAGUUUCUGGAGUCCAGGAGUCGCCAUGUUCCAUUCUUCAUGGCACUGGCCACACCAGCCUGUCACUCCCCCUGGACCGCGGCUCCCAAGUACAGCAAGUCCUUCAACAGCACCAAGGCUCCACGCCACGGAAGUUUCAAUGUCCACGGAAAGAACAAACACUGGCUGAUCCGACAGGCUAAAACACCCAUGAAGAACACUUCCAUUGAAUUUUUGGACAAUGUUUAUAGAAGAAGGUGGCAGACUCUGCUCUCUGUGGAUGACCUGGUCGAGAAGGUGAUCAAUAAACUAGAGGAAGUGAAGGAGCUGAACAACACCUACAUAUUCUAUACAUCCGACAACGGCUACCACACAGGGCAGUUCUCCCUCCCCAUCGACAAGCGGCAGCUCUAUGAGUUCGAUAUCCGAGUACCGUUGCUGGUUCGUGGACCAGGCAUCAAACCCAAGCAGAGCAUUAAGGAACCUGUGCUCAAUAUAGACUUGGCUCCUACAUUCUUGGACAUUGCUGGGAGUGAUGAACCGAAGGGCAUGGAUGGAAGGUCUUUCCUGCCACUCGUGGUCCCUUCGCAGACUAAAAGCAAGUGGCGCACUGACUUCCUGGUGGAAUACACAGGGGAAGGUCAUGACAAGAGUGACCCUUCAUGCCCCCACGUAGGGCCUGGUGAGGCUGAAUGUUUUCCAGACUGUGUGUGUGAGGAUGCUUUCAACAACACCUACGCCUGUGUCCGGACACUAUCCCAAAGCAAUCUGCAGUACUGUGAGUUUGCAGACUAUGAGAAUUUUGUUGAAGUCUAUAACUUGACUGCUGAUGCAUAUCAAUUAACCAAUAUCCGCAAGCUUGUGAAUCCCACACUACUUGUUAAGAUGAACCAGAGACUGAUUAAACUGGAGUCUUGUUCAGGCGUUGACUGUUGGACCAUUCAGAGCGAGGAGGAUCGAUUUGAUUCCUAACUGAAGGAAUAUUGAAGCGUCCCUCCAUUUCAUGGAUUUGAGACGAACAGACUGAAUGUACCAGCCUCCAAGAAUUAAGGAAACACCGAAUUAUAAACCUAAUUAUGUGGGGCCACAAAUAAUCCAAGAAAAAGAAAUUAACUGAAGUGUGUGCAAUAAACUUGGGUGAAAUCCCUGAAUUUCGACAGUAUCCCAUUUUUUUUUUUUUUGAACAAGCAAGAAUCCUUUUGCUCUUGCACAAAGCUUGUCCAACUGUUCUGUAGGGGCAAGCCCAACACUUUUUGGAGGGUGAUGUGAACAUGGUUCCCCAUCGGUUGGUGGGUGUUUGAAUGUUGCUGAUCACAUGUACUGAACGACAGCUUGACCUAGCAAGUUGUUGGCUUGGCUCUUCGAGUGUUUUGAUUGUCAAGAUUGGACAUUUGCACCUGUUUCACUCAUUACCUGGUUGUGUUGCUGGUUUGCUGAGUGGUCAGAAGGGCAGUUCACCUACAGUGGAUGCCAUUUGUAGAUGUGUGUAUUCUACUGAAUCAAAACUUGGAUGGCACUUCAUUAAAUCGGAUCAAUCAUGAAACUUUUUUUGGACUGAUGUCCAGAGUGAGAAACGAAAACAAAAAUGCUGCAUUGGCUGUCAGAUGUAAGGGUUGUGAUUGACAGAAUCAUAAAUAUAAACUUGUCUUCUCUAUUGAAAUCACAGUUGACUGAGCCAGUUAUGUUCCGUGCUUUCCAUAAUGAAAUGUUCACUGCAGAUGUAAAGUCAUUUACGUGGAAAUCAGCACAACGACUUGAGAGCUUUGCUUCAUCUGCCUGUUAAAUCACUUAAAAACCCUCUAAAUUAUUUAGUCUUGACUCGUACGUUGUAUGUUGAAAUCUGGGGAAAAAUGCUGCAUCUCUUUUGAGUUGUAGCCUUGUGUAUUGAAGUUUAUUUUGUGCUUUUUGCCAACAGUAUCCAUUUUGUAUCAAUGAAAGUGUAGAAGAGAGGUCAGAAGUUGUGUAAUGCAGACAUGAAUUUUUCAAUUAAAAAACAAUUAUUGCUUUAGUGGCUGCCUGGACUUUGUGUGGUUCUAUUAAAGAGGAUGACUGGCUUUGCGUCUUCGUUUCCCUGAGAAUUGAGACGCAGAGCUGACGGGGAGCUGCAGUGAAAGGCUUUCACUCUGCUGUAAGCUGAAGGCCAAAGCCAGUGGUGCCUCCUUCAAUGGAUUGUGAAAAGACACUACCUCAAUCAUCUCUUCGGACUUGUAGCCUCGUGUAUUGAGAUUUAUUUUGUGCUCCUGUUUUAUUAAAUUUGACGCAGU
Messenger RNA from Mobula hypostoma (lesser devil ray), 2873 nucleotides. It is a transcript of the gene gnsb, whose product is annotated as glucosamine (N-acetyl)-6-sulfatase (Sanfilippo disease IIID), b. The transcript is spliced from 14 exons. Gene Ontology annotation, molecular function: N-acetylglucosamine-6-sulfatase activity; glycosaminoglycan binding. Lineage: Eukaryota; Metazoa; Chordata; Chondrichthyes; Myliobatiformes; Myliobatidae. Gene Ontology annotation, biological process: glycosaminoglycan metabolic process. Bases 73 to 1581 code for a protein of 502 amino acids. The record is from RefSeq and is a predicted model, not a curated record.